AUGCUUGAUGCUCGGUACAAAGACUGUUAUUUUUACUCUGACAAAAAGGGAAAUGCACAGACUAUGCUACAGAGUGUUGUGGAUGAAAUGGCUGGUGGUGGUGAUGAUCAACAGGAAGACGCUGCUGCUGGUACCAGUGCAGAUGAACCAAGCCGGGAGGACGGGACCCCACCACUAAAGAAAGCCCAAAAUGAAAGCCUGCAGGACAUGUACCAAGAAAUCCUCGCAGAGAAUGAUGUUGUACAACAAGCUGCUACAGGUGUAACUGCUUCACAGGUGCAGGUAUACAUUGGAGAGGUCACCAUCCUCAAGACAACAUGCCCAUUGAUGUACUGGAAUUCCAACCAAACCCGUUUCCCUGCUUUAGCCCAUGUUGCACGCAAGUACCUCACUGCACCCUGUACAAGUGUAGACAGCGAACAGCUGUUUAGUGCUGUCUCUCAUGUCAUUGACGAGAAGAGGAAUCAUAUAUUUUGUGACAAUGCUGAGAUGCUCAUUUUUGUCCAGAAAAAUCUUCCUCUCAUACAUUAGUGGAGUGGAACUGUAUGAUUUAAA
Molecule: messenger RNA, 555 nt
Organism: Thalassophryne amazonica
Lineage: Eukaryota; Metazoa; Chordata; Actinopteri; Batrachoidiformes; Batrachoididae
Product: zinc finger BED domain-containing protein 4-like
Exons: 2
Coding region: 1-531 (176 amino acids)
Molecular function (GO): protein dimerization activity
Source: RefSeq, a predicted model, not a curated record